UACUGAGCACUGAAAAAGGAACAAAGAAUUAGUUCCUUGCUAACCUCUAGGAAACAUUUCCCGCCACAGACAAUGGAGGUGGGGGUGGGGAAUCAAGAUUUACCCAGGGGUCACCCUGACCCCAUUUCUCCAGCGCCCCCUCCCCACCCUUCCCCCCGUUAGGGAGAUACGGGGUUGGCCACGCCCACAGCGCUGUUCCAAACUCACUCGGCCAAGGGGAAGCACGCGGGCACCCAGGGCCGGGAGCCCCUCCCCCGCAGUUAAGGGGGGCGCCUCCCCUCCGCCAGAUGGAUCCGGAUCUCGCGAGGUCACGCCCUGGGCUGAGGUAAACCUCAGCUGAGGAGCGCUUCCGAGCGAGCGAGCGGCGACCCUCCUGCGCCCACUUCCCUUGCCCUCACCAGGCCAGGCAGAACCGAACCCCGGCUCCGUCCCUCUCCUUCUUGGAAGUUCGAAGCUCACUCUCAGAACCUGCCCUGAGAGGCAAAGAGCGAGCCAGGCCGCCCCGCCCGCCUAGCCCGCGGUCACCAUGGCCCACCUGAGAGCCUACGAGGUCCGGCAGCUGCUGCACAACAAAUUCGUGGUCGUCAUGGGGGACUCGGUCCAGCGCGCUGUGUACAAGGACCUGGUGCUGCUGCUGCAGAAAGACUGCCUGCUGUCCUCCCAGCAGCUGAAGGCCAAGGGCGAGCUGAGCUUCGAGCACGACGUGCUGCUGGAGGGCGGCAGGUGGGGCCGCAUGCACAAUGGCUCCCACUACCGCGAGGUGCGCCAGUUCCGGGCCGGCCACCACCUGGUGCGCUUCUACUUCCUCACGCGCGUCUACUCGCCGUAUGUCGAGAACGUUCUAGAAGAGCUGCGCUGGGGCCCCCACGCCCCAGACGUGGUCAUCAUGAACUCCUGCCUCUGGGACCUCUCCAGGUACGGCCAGGACUUUCCUAGGAGCUACAGGGAAGACGUGGAGAGCCUGUUCCGGCACUUUUACCACGUGCUGCCCCAGGCCUGCCUCCUGGUGUGGAACACGGCCAUGCCUGUGGCCCAGGUCGUCUCGGGAGGCUUCCUCCCGGAGGCGGGCCAGCCGGGGCCGGUCCGCUUGCGGGAAGACGUGAUGGAGGCCAACUUCUACAGCGCCAUCGAGGCAGACAGGCACGGCUUCGACGUGCUGGACCUGCAUUUCCAUUUCCGCCACGCCGGGCAGCACCGACUGGGAGACGGCGUGCACUGGGAUGAGCACGCGCACCGGCGCCUCUCCCAGCUGCUGCUGGCCCACCUGGCAGACGCCUGGGGAGUGGACCUUCCCUAUCGCAACCCCGAGAGCAUGUGGAUCAGAAACGGUCCCAGAGGCAGACGCCCGGGUCUCGCAGGCAGGAGACAAAUUCUGGAAAACCCAGGUGACCAAGGCAGACCAGGCUUGUCCACCCCUCCGUGCCAUCCAGCCCCUCCGCAACUGCCAGGGACACACCCCCGGGCCCGUUCUCCUGUACGGUCCUACCGCCGAAGAACCCGAUGGCCCUACAACCAAUCUUUCCUGCACCGACGAAUUUACAACAACUCCUUGCGCCAGACCAGAUAUACCAGAGAAGCGCACCCGAGGGGUAGCCUCCAGUCAAGGCUGGGCCCCAUGCGCCCAGGCUCUACCCACAACCCAGGCAGGAGGUCUUCCCCUUACCCUCGCCGGCGCUACAGCGAGUCACGGAGACGCCAGCAAAGACGCUCAGAGAGAUGGAACCCAGCGCACGCAGAGACAAGGCCCCAUGACCAGAACCAGAACUAGACCUAGACCUCUUUUCCAGUAUGAGUCUUGGCUUUCAGCAGCCCUGUUGGGAUGGGGAUUCUUUGAGCUGCUUACUCUGACCAGUUGACAACCUCGUCCUUUUUGUCAAAGCUUGCACACACCGUUUCGUGGAGAGAGGACACCGACUCCGACCUUCAUACCGUCUUCUUCUUAUCACUUGUGCAGAAAAAUCCACAUGGAGAAAAUCUAUCGUUGAAAAAAGAAGAAACGUUGUCUUUCCUAUUAUAAGUCUUCAAGCAAUAUUCUUCAUGACAUGCUUCUGUUAAAAGAAAAAAAAAAGGUAAAAACUUAAAACUUACCGAAAUAUUUCAUUUCUGUUUCACCAUUAGUUUUUGCAUUUGUUCAUAGUGCUUAAUCGCCACAGCUUUUGCAGUUAAAUUGUCUUGCUUUUACAAAUACGAGGUUUAUUUUUCUUAGAAACAUGGAAUGUUUACUUUCAAUGUAAACAGUAUUUGUUUAGGUAUAAACUAACUAGCACUUUGUUAAAAUAGACUUUUAUUAGAGCAAUUUUAGGUUCACUGCAAAAUUGAAUGGAAAAUACGGAAUUCCCAUGUACUCCUUAAUUUCACACAGCCUCUCCCACUAUCAACAUCCCACAUAAGAUGGUAUGGUGCAGUCGUUAUCUUUUGUAAACCUAUUUGACAGAACAUUUUUUGCUCAACUCCAUUCAUAGUUAACAUGAGGGUUCAGUGUUGUAUAUUCUGUGGGUUUUGAAAAACGUUUAAUGACAUGUUUCCGUUAUUAUAGUAUAAAACAGUAUAAACUGCCUUGAAAGUCUGCUCUGCUCUGUCACUUUGUUCUCUCCGCCCGAUCUCCAGCAACCAUGGAUCCAUAACUGUUUCUAUAGUUUUGGCUUUUCUUGAAUGUUACACAGUUAGAGUCAAUCACAUUACAUGUGAACUUUUCAGAUUGGUUUCUUUGAUCUAGUAAUAUAUUUUUAAGUUUCCUCCAUGUUUCUUUAUGGCCUGAUAGCUCGUUUAUUUUUAGGCCUGAAUUUUAGCCCAUUGUCUGGACUAAGCACUGUUUAUUGGUCUGUGUACAUACUGAAAGACAUCUUGGUUGCUUCCAAGUUUUGGCAAUUCUGAAUAAAGUUGUUAUAAACAUCUGUGUGAAGUUUUUUUGAUGGAUAUAAGUUUUCAGGUGAUUUUCGAGUAUAUCAGGUAAUGCAAUUGCCAUAUCAUGUGGUAAGGAUAUGAAUAAUUUUUUAAGAGACUACUCUUUGCCAAAAAUCAAAAUAUCUAUUUCUAGGUUUCUAUUGUGUUCCAUUGACCCAUUUGUCUAAUAUUUUGCCAACAUCAUAUUUUUUAUUACUGUAGCUUUACAAUAAGUCUUGAAGUCACGUAUUGUCAGUUCUCUGACUUAAUUAUCCUUAAAAGCAUGUGGAGUAUUCUAGAUCUUUUAUCUCUCUUUAUAAAACUUUACUCAGUCUGUCACUAUCUGAAAAUUUAGCUUUCAGUGGGAUUACAUUGAAUUUACAGAUCAAAUUGGGAAG
Messenger RNA from Oryctolagus cuniculus (rabbit), 3281 nucleotides. Its product is annotated as PC-esterase domain-containing protein 1B. The record is from RefSeq and is a predicted model, not a curated record. Lineage: Eukaryota; Metazoa; Chordata; Mammalia; Lagomorpha; Leporidae.